Messenger RNA from Trichogramma pretiosum, 14430 nucleotides. It is a transcript of the gene Dhc98D, whose product is annotated as dynein heavy chain 10, axonemal. Gene Ontology annotation, cellular component: dynein complex. Gene Ontology annotation, molecular function: minus-end-directed microtubule motor activity; dynein light intermediate chain binding; ATP hydrolysis activity. Lineage: Eukaryota; Metazoa; Arthropoda; Insecta; Hymenoptera; Trichogrammatidae. Gene Ontology annotation, biological process: microtubule-based movement. The record is from RefSeq and is a predicted model, not a curated record. Bases 1 to 14430 code for a protein of 4809 amino acids. The transcript is spliced from 44 exons.
AUGUCAGAAAAUAAUGCCGCCAGGAAUUCUCAAUCCAAAAGUAAAAUAGCCAUUAAACCCAGCACUUCAUCGCCGGCCAUGGAUUAUCGUGUUCUUUGGAUCAGAGAAACAAUAUUGAAGCUACUUGAACUUACUGAUGAUUAUAAUCUUUUCAACGACCUUUUGAACAGUAAUAAUCAUGCAAAUGAAGAAAAACUAUUGCAGUUCUUAAAUACUGAUACUUACGAGAAUGCAGAACUCGAAAAAAAAGUUGUUUAUUUUUACAAAUCUCAGAGAGCUGAAAUUAUACAAGAGGAAGUUUCUGUAUGGGAAGAAGAUAAACGAAAGACAAAAGGCAAAGGUGCUAAAAAAACUAAAUCGAAUAAACCGUCACGUAAAAAUAGCAAAGCUAAACUCGAUCGCACUGAUUCCUCGAUCGAUCAAGCCCCCGAGGAAGAAAAUGCCGAAGAAACAACAGCGUUACGAAUCGAAGACGAAGAAAGCCACAUCGAUGCCGAUGCUAACGAGGAAGAAAUUGAGAACGAGGAUGAGAAAGAUGAAGUUAUUUCCAUUGAACACAAAGAGUUGGAGGAUGUCGAUUUCGUGCCUCCUCCUGGUAAAGAAGAAAAUUACAUACUCACCAGAAAAGUAGUCGAUCGCGAAGUGCUGAUUCCCGUACUUCAUUGUGUUUUUGGCGAGCUCGAUACGUCCGACGAAGAAUUAAUCAAGCAGAGGCUUAUUUUCAUGGUGCGCUCGAGCGAAUCCGCCAUACCGACGUUCAACUCGCUGGACGAUGCUUUCGAUGAGAUGCCGUCGCACCUGCUCCUUGGCUCGCUGCAACCCGACACUCUCGAAAGUCUGAAGUCGAUGCUGGAAAAGGUUUUUAGGGAGAUAUUGAAGAUGCAGUCGCUCGGCAAAGAUCAAGCUCAAAAAGUGAUAAAGGAGAACGGAUACGAUGCUGCGAUCGACCUAAUCCAAGCCGAGGAGCUGAAUUUGUCAAAGAGCAAUUUGCAACGCGACCUCGACUCACUCAUCGUUUCAAUGGACAGAUCUUGGGACUCUCAAGACGAGAAUCUCCUAUCGGCCGUAGACGUUUUUGCGGGCGUCAGCCGCAACAAGAAGGACCUCGAUCUGUCGAGAGACGCAAAAUUUGUUCGGUUGCUCGAAGAGACGGUGAUGUCGUGGGAAAAGCACAUUCAAACGGUCAUAGAUCGGUACACGGCCAAAACAUUGAUGGGCCGCGACCCGAUGGCCGAGUACGACUACUGGCAGGAUCGGGAGAUCGGCUUGUCUCAGCUCGUGCAUCAGCUCAAGAGCGGCCCCGUGCAGCGAGUCACGAACAUUUUGGAUCUGGCCAAUUCGGCCAUAGGCGCGGGCUUCGAUCAUUACAAGCGCGAGAUCAACGAUCUCUACGCCGGUGCCAAGGAAAAUAACAAAUUUCUCGGUACGGUCUUGAGGCACUUUAAGGUGAUCGAGACUGCCGAGACCUUCGCCGGAAUAGAGAGUACCAUACCGCCUCUUUGGGAGCACUUGCGCAUGAUCUGGAUUUUAUCGAACUAUUAUUCGAGCGAGGAGCAGAUGGUUUCGCUCAUCGAAAAGAUAUCCUGGCAAUUGGUGCAAAAUGUCCGCAGAAACAUGGGAAUUAGACAACUUUUCGAGCUACCGACGCGCAAAAUUUUGGAAAAGACCGAGUCUGUGCACAAUAUGCUGACCCUUUGGAAAAAGUCGUACCUCGCAACUCGCCAGAGCAUCGAGUCAUCCGGCAAGGGCAAACGCUGGGAAUUCGAUCAAGUGAGGCUCUUCAAAGACACGGACUACCUCGCUCGGGUCUCGGCCAAUCUCAACGAGGUCGCCGGAGUGAUGCGCGACUUCCACAAUAUAUUCGGCGAGGAGCUCAAGUCCAUCGUCGACGAUCCGGCCCGAGUCGACAACAUAGCCGAGCGAGUCGAUAAUCUGCUCGGGCCCAUAAAGAACGCGGAAAACGAGGCUUACAACGAGUACAACCACGACAGUUGGGACGCGACCAUGUCCUGGUUUCGUGGCGAGGCCGAGAGACUCGAGAACGAGGCGAAGAUGUUCGUCGACGAGAUUUUCGGCGCUCUCAUCAGGGCCGAGGAGGCCCUCAUGGUUCUCAUGAAAUUCAGAAACAUCAAGACGAGAGAGGCCGUGCAAGAGCGGCUCAUUAUGAAGUUCGAUCUGAUCAUGAAGCAGUUCAGCAAAGAGAUCGACGAGAUUGAGAACAUUUUUGAAAAAAAUAAGCGUCACCCUCCGAUACUGAGCGAGCAUCCACUGGUGUCGGGAUCCAUAUACUGGGAGCGUCAAUUGUUCCAUCGAAUGAAGAGUCCUGCCUUAGUUUUUCAGCAAGUCAAGGAGCUCGAAGAGAGCGAACUUCGCCACAUAGCUUUCGAGCAUUACGUGAUUCUGGGCAAACGCAUGAAGGACUUCGAGGAGCGAAAAUUCGAAGAAUUUUUGAAAAAAGCUCAGAAAAGAAUAUCUGUUUCGAUGCGCCGUAACAUCCUUGCCCUCAAACCAAUGGAGAAAAAAAUGUCCGAGGUCAUGAAGGCGCCAUCAAAAACAUUGAAGAUCAACGUGAUGUCAAAAUCCGGCAGUGGCGACAUGCGCUCGGUCACCGGGACGAUAUUCUCGAGGGGCGAUAAGAGCAGUUUCGCCGCCCCUGCCUCCACCACGGAUGAUAUUAAAUCCAUUGCUACCAGUGGAAGAACCACCUUCACUUUUAGGAGCCAAUCCACGAGAUUCGAUACGAGGAUGUCCAAGAGUCGAACUUCCAGCAUCGCGUCGACUAUAACGCAAGACAAAUUUCAAAUGCAUAUGAAGAAAAAUGCCGACAUAUUGCGUGGCGCGCUGCUCUUGGAAAACCAGAUUAAACUUGCAGUUAAUUUCGACGUCGAAAUAUUCGAGGUCAUUCACGAAGCUGAGCUGCUCGAGCGGCUCGGAUUCGAGCUGCCCAAGACAGUCAGAGACAUCGGCUUACAGAAACUCAGGCUGCACGAGGAUUGCGCCAUCGUUCAAAAGAUGACCGAUCUUUACCAGCGCAUUAUCGAGAAAUUUGAUGACGCUGAGAUUUUGCUUUUGAAAAAGGCACUGGAAGAAGUAGAAAAAAAUAUUCAACCAGGUGUGUCGCGGAUAAACUGGUACUCGCUUCGGAUAAAGGAUUACGCUAACACCUGCAUCAACUCGCUCAAGAAACUUAAUGCUCUAGUUGGGGAAGUUGAUUUGAUAAAAAUGAAUAUGGAGCGCCUCAUCGACGAUGAUAUCAGUCGUUACAAUUUGUUCUCAAUCAAAAACAAAAAACAAGUUCCAAUUUAUCGAGGAUGCCAAAGCUCAAGCCUAAUAAUGAGUGUUUCGCAGGAUUUUUUCGAUCAAAUCAAGAUAACAAGAACCGAACUGAUUAAUCGAAUGAUCGAGUCUUAUAGAAAGAUGGGCUCGUUGCUGCUAAAACUACAAACUAUAGUUGAAGGAACAAACGAUGGAAGGAGUCCCGCCAUGUUGCUGUACUACGAAAAAUUCGAGCAGAAGAUAUUCGGGGCUUUUAUAACAUGCUUCUUGCAGAACCUUGAGCAUUUGAAAAAUCUCUUAUUGCUGAACGAGCCGAUAUUUUCUGUCGACGCCGUUCUCAUAUCAAAGGAUCUGGUACUGAAGCCAAGCCCAGCGGAGAUAUACGCCUCGAUAAUGCAGGAUAUUUACGAUCUUAUGGAACGACUUCGAGCAUUUCCCCGAUGGAUGGCCGGUACUUGUCUCGAGUGUGCGCCUAUUAGAGACGACUUCACUUUGGAAUUUGAGACUUUCAGCUUUUUCGAGGACGUCAUGAGCGUCAAGUCGAUAAAUGAGCUCAUCGUAAACGUGCAAACGAUAAGCCAGCGAAUCUCGCAAGAGUGCGGACGCUUCAUCAAUAAGUGGAAACAACGAAGUGAGCUCUGGACCAAUGACAAAAUUAAGGAGUGCACCAAAUUCGUCGCCACUAAUCCGACUCUGCAACAAUUCGACGAGAUGUUUUGCUACUACGAUCAAAUUGUCACAGAAAUCAAUGAAAAGCCCGAUUUCUUCAACAUAUCCAGCGUCAUGGUAAAUUUGAAGCCCCUUAAGGAUAGCAUAAUAGAGCACGCCAACGACUGGAAGCAGACUCUGGGUGACAUGCUCCAAGAGAAAACCGAUCAGGCCAUGAAAAAAUUUGUCGACAAAAUGAAAAAGUACGGCCAUGAAAUCGAGCUCUCGAUCAAUGGCUUGGAGCGUUUCAAACUGGUGAUGCAGCGUAUCAGUGACGUCAGGCAAAUGGCUAUACAGGCUGAACUGGACUAUUUGCGAUACCAAGAAACCUUCAGGGUGUUACGAGUUCACAAGAUUGAUUACAAUGAACAACACGAAAUUUUAGCCUACGAAUUGCAAACAAAGUGGCAAACUUUGUACUCGGCAGCUCUCUAUAGAUUCAAAAAUCUUGAGAGCACCAAAGACCAAUUCCGUGAAAUGACUAGACGCGAGAUCGACGAUUUCAAAGUGGUCCUUGCAACGUUCGUUGAUCAAUUCGAAUUAGAAGGGCCCAGCAGUUGUGGAGAUGAUUUGGACAAGGGCAUGGAACUUAUGGAUGAAUAUAGCAAGAUUAUCCACAAAUUGGAGCUCAAACUCGAUGAUCUCAGCAAAGCCGAAAUACUAUUUGACCUGCCAGCAGCGGAUUACUCUGGCUUCAAAAAAAUCAAAAAGGACUAUGACGACAUGGUGGAACUAUUCAAAGUCUACGAGAUACAGCGAGAAGCUCGAGAAGCUUGGGCCAAAACACUUUGGGCUGAUCUCGAUCCACAGCUACUUAUUGACGGCAUGGACACUUUCCUCAAGGAUUUCAGGAAGAUGCCGAAACACAUGAGAAACAUGCCGGUUGGUUUGGCCAUAGAGGCCAGCAUGAAGAACUUCAAGAAUUCUGUGCCUUUGUUUGUGGAACUAAAGAACGAAGCAAUGAGAGAGCGUCAUUGGCAAGAAUUAAUGGAAAAGACUGGAAAAUAUUUCGAUAUGUCGCCCGAUAGGUUCACUUUGGAAAACAUGUUUGCGAUGGACUUGGCACGCUACCAGGAAAUAGCGGAAACGAUCGUCAACAAUGCCGGUCGUGAACUUGCCAUAGAACGCGGAGUCGAGGAAAUUGCCAAGGUCUGGUCAGACAUGAAGUUUAAGCUUAUGCGUCACGAAAAAGGCGGGGAAGAUCGAGGUUUCGUUCUUGGCAGUCUCGACGAGUUAAAUCAGAUUCUCGAAGAUAACACGCUGAAUCUUCAAAGCAUGUCAGCAUCGCAGUUCAUUGGACCUUUUUUGGAAGUAGUGCAAAAAUGGGAGCGUGCCAUGCGGACAAUUGCAGAUGUCAUCGAGGCUUGGUUAGAGUUGCAAAAUCGAUGGAUGUAUCUCGAAGGCAUCUUUGUCGGUGGCGAUAUCAGGUCCCAAUUGCCCGAGGAAGCCGCCCGAUUUGAUGCAGUUGACUCGACUUUUCGCAAUAUUAUGAUCGAAACCGAAAAAAAUCCCAACAUUCUCGCCUGUUGCUCUGUACCUGAUCGCAAAGAAGAAUUUAUAGCUCUCGCCAUGGCUUUGGAAAAAUGUCAAAAGUCUUUGUCCGAGUACUUGAAAAGCAAAAGAGCAGUGUUUCCUCGAUUCUGUUUCAUCAGUGACGAUGAAUUAUUGAGUAUUCUUGGAAGCUCUGAGCCAGAGGUCAUUCAGGAGCACGUCGGCAAAAUGUUCGAUAAUCUUGCGAAAUUCCGCUUACAACCUAAUAAUCAAGAUCGAACCGUUGCCACAGCGCUGAUUUCGUCGGAAGGCGAAGUAAUGGAUUUCAGAAAUCCCGUGUUAGCCGAAGGCAGUAUCGAAAAUUGGCUAGUUUUGGCUUUAGAUGAGAUGAGAAAGUCAAACAGAUAUCUGACAAAAAAAUCAGUCUUCGAUUAUGGCAAAUUAACAAAACCAAGAGUCGAGUGGAUGUUGGAUUUUCAAGGCAUGAUGAUCCUAGUUGCCAAUCAAAUAUGGUGGACGGCUGAGGUUGAAAAUGUGUUCGAAAAGAUCACUAUGGGCCAAAAGCAUUCCAUGAAAGAAUAUCUUCAGCAGCUUAAUAAUCAACUCGACGAAGUUGUCAACUUGAUGGGGGGAGAGACCUUAACGAACAACGAUAGAAUAAAAUUAGACACGGUACUGACGAUUGACGUUCAUACUCGAGAUAUAAUAGAAAAUUUCGUACGAGACAGUAUAAUGGAUGCUUUGGAAUUUGAAUGGGAGAGUCAAUUAAGAUUCUACUGGAUUCACGAUUUAGACAAUUUAUGGAUGCACCAAUGCUCUGGAUUGUUUGAAUACGGCUACGAGUACAUGGGACUGAACGGACGACUAGUCGUCACUCCUCUGACCGACCGAAUAUACUUGACCAUCACCCAAGCCCUGUCGAUGCAGCUUGGCGGGGCACCAGCUGGUCCCGCGGGUACCGGAAAAACCGAGACAACCAAAGAUUUGGCCAAAGCCCUGGGUCUGCUCUGUGUCGUUACCAAUUGCGGCGAGGGUAUGGAUUUCGUGGCUAUUGGAAAGACGCUCGGAGGUUUGGCCCAGUGCGGUGCCUGGGGCUGCUUCGACGAAUUCAAUCGGAUCGAUGUCUCGGUGCUGUCGGUCAUUUCGACUCAGCUGCAAACCAUCAGAUCCGGCUUGCAAAACAAGGUCACUCGAUUCGUCUUUGAAGGCCAGGAGAUAGCGCUGGACUCGAAAGUUGGCAUAUUUAUCACCAUGAAUCCAGGUUAUGCCGGUCGAACCGAGCUACCCGAAUCCGUCAAGGCUUUGUUUCGGCCAGUAGUCUGCAUAGUCCCCGACAACGAGUUGAUAUGUCAGAUCAAACUUUUUAGCGCUGGUUUUCUCACUGCUAAGGUCUUAGCCAAAAAGAUGACCGUCUUGUAUAGUUUGGCUCGCGAACAGCUCAGCAAGCAAACUCACUACGACUUUGGCCUACGAGCCCUCAAGUCCGUGCUCAACAUGGCCGGACAAUUGAAGAGAACGUCUGGAAAUUUAUCGGAAAACGUCGUGUUGAUGCGCGCGCUUAGGGACAUGAAUCUGCCAAAAUUCAUAUUUGACGACGUGCCGCUAUUCUUAGGACUCAUUAAAGAUUUGUUUCCUGGCUUGGAUUGUCCAAGAGUUCGUUAUCCCGAUUUCAACGACGCAGUUGAAAAAGCCCUCCAAAGCAAAGGCUACAUAGUCAUUCCGGAGCAGGUCGACAAAGUCGUACAGAUGUAUGAAAUGAUGAUGACUCGGCACUCGACGAUGAUAGUUGGUCCAACGGGCGGCGGCAAAAGCGUCGUCAUUCAAGCCCUUUGCGACGCUCAGACUCUUCUUGGCAAACCAACCAAGCUCUACAUUUUAAAUCCCAAAGCUUGUACGGUCAUCGAACUAUACGGAGUUCUGGAUCACGCGACCAGAGAUUGGACCGAUGGUCUGCUCAGCAACAUUUUUCGAGAAGUCAACAAACCUUUGCUAUUGGAUCCCAACGAGAAAAGGUACAUACUAUUCGAUGGGGACGUCGAUGCUCUUUGGAUCGAGAACAUGAAUUCCGUUAUGGACGAUAACAAGAUACUCACUUUAGCUAACCAGGAGCGAAUAAAAUUGCAAGAUCACUGCAACUUGUUAUUUGAGGUUGGUGAUCUGCAGUAUGCCUCGCCAGCAACGGUUUCUCGAGCUGGUAUGGUCUACGUCGAUCCUAAAAAUUUGGGUUUUCAACCUUACAUGGAUAAAUGGGUCAAUUCUCGUAAUGAAUCUGAACGAAGCGUAUUAAAUUUUCUAUGUGAAAAGUAUGUCGAUGCUGGGAUAAAAUUGAUAAUAGACGGUUUGCUCGGACUGCAACAAGUGAAACCUUUGAAACUGAUAGCCCACCAAACGGCUUUGAAUAUGGUCUCUCAAUUCUGUACAACAUUUGACAUACUCUAUCCAAAACCGGAGGUCGAUGAAUAUUUGCGAGACAAUGAUGUCGAGUACACCGAAGAAGAAGAGAAUAGAUUUGCCGAAAAAGUUCAAGAGCGCAACGAAGUUCUCGAAGCCGCAUACCUACAGUCCGUUUACUGCUCGUUGGGCGCGGCCAUUGUGGCGGAGUCGCGUCGCGAAUUCGACGAGUUCAUGAAAAAAUCGUCAGGUCUGAUGAUGGUAGAAGAUUCCAUUGAAAGGCCAGCGACGACUCGCUACCUGCCAACCAAGUAUCCACUACUGUACGAUUACUUGUUGGAUGUGGAGAAGAGAGCUUGGAUACCUUGGAAGUAUUUGGUUAUGAAGUACGUCCACGACAGAAACAUGAGUUUCAGUGAGAUUUUGGUACCAACGGUCGACACAAUGAGGGCCACUUGGUACGUCAGUCUCAUGGUUAAUGCUGAAAAGCCAUUGGUACUUAUAGGAGAGACUGGAACAUCCAAGAGCGCCAUUCUCAUGGACUUUUUGAGACGUUUGAAUCCCAACAAAUUCAGUUACUUGCCAAUUAAUUUCUCAUCGAGAACGACAUCAAUGGAUGUACAACGAAAUCUUGAGUCAGCUGUCGAAAAAAGAACAAAAGAUAUAUUCGGGCCACCGCCCGGGAAAAAACUGAUCGUCUUUAUCGAUGACAUGAAUAUGCCAAUGGUUGAUACUUACGGUACCCAGCAGCCAAUAGCGCUUUUAAAACUACUAUUCGAGAGAGGUGGAUUUUACGACAGAGGCAAAGAUUUGAGUUGGAAAAAUAUCCGAGAUAUGAAUUUCGUCGCAGCUAUGGGAAAAUCUGGUGGUGGAAGACACGACGUAGAUCCGCGUUUCAUAUCGAUGUUUACCGUGUACCACGUUACAUUUCCAGCCGACGAUACAUUGCAGUAUAUUUACAAAAGUAUCCUGACCGGACACUUGGAAAUUUUCCCAAAAUCCAUUCAAGAUCUUGCCGAAGACAUUAUAAAAAUUACAAUGGACUUAUAUAAACUCACAAUUACUGAAUUGCCACCAACUCCAUCGAAAUUUCAUUACAUUUUCAAUAUGCGUGAUUUGUCAAGAGUUACAGCUGGUAUGUUGCAGAGCAGUCCAAAUCACUUUAAAACGGAGCAUCAGUUUGUCCGUCUUUGGAGAAACGAAUUCACUCGUGUAUUUUGUGACAGACUCAUUUCAAAAACGGAUCUGAAAAUAGUGCAUGAACAAAUAGAAGAAAAAGUCAAGUCGGUUUGGGAGCUCGAAGAAGAUAUCGUGUCUUACAGCUUGCGAGAUCCUCUGCUAUUUGGCGAUUUCCGAAAUGCCUGCAGCCAAGAUGAAGUCAGACUAUACGAAGAUUUACUUGACUACGAAGCCGUGUACAGUUUAUUCAUGGAGAUUCUCGAAGAACACAAUGAAAACCGUUCGAAAUUGAAUAUGGUCUUAUUCAACGACGCUUUAGAACAUCUCACACGAGUUCAUCGAACUUUACGAAUGCAGCGAGGUCACGCCUUAGUCAUUGGCGUCGGUGGCAGCGGUCGUCGAUCGACUAUCAAGUUGGCAUCGUUCGCGGCCGAUUGUGAACUUUUUGAAUUGUCACCUGGUCGAGGUUACAGUGAAGUGGAUUUCCGAGAUGAUGUCAAGAGACUUUUAACGAUAGUCGGGGUCAAUAACGUGAAGACUGUGUUCCUCUUCACGGACGAGCAAGUGCUCGACGAAAGUUUUUUGGAAAUAGUCAAUAACAUGCUUACUACUGGUGUGAUAUCGUCACUUUUUGCCGAUGACGAAAAAGACGCCAUCGUCAACUCUUGUAGAAAUGCGGCGAAAGAAGCCGGCUUCGGUGUUACCAAAGAGAGUGUAUGGUCAUUUUUUGUGAAAAGAAGCAGCGAGAAUAUGAAAAUCGCUCUGUCAAUGAGUCCUUCUGGCGAUACUUUGAGAAACCGGUGUCGAAGCUAUCCAGGACUGGUCAAUUGCACUACUAUAGACUGGAUAUUCCCUUGGCCUGAGCAGGCUCUACAGGCCGUUGCGAGCGUCACGCUCAGAGAUAUCACACAUAUACCGGAAACUCAUCGGGAUGCUGUGGUUCAACACGCAGUUUACGUACAUGUCACAGUGAAUCAGUAUACCAGUGACUUUUUGACGAAACUACGUCGACCGAAUUACGUAACACCAAGGCACUACCUCGAUGCCCUCGAAAUUUACAUAAAUUUAUUGUCGGAAAAACGAAUCUACAUUGAGGGCCAGUGUUCUAGAUUGGCAGGAGGUCUCAACAAAAUAGCCGAUGCUUCGGCUAAUUUGGACAAGCUCAAUGCCAUUCUGGCUGUACAGAGAGUGAAAGUGAAAAAUCAGACAGAAAAUUGCGAGAAGAUGCUGGUCGUCAUAAGCGAGAAUACCGAGGUAGCCGUGGCUAAGAAGACGCUCAGCGAAGAAAAACGCAAAGAAAUCGAAGAUCGCAACAAGACCAUCGCCAAAGAGUCAUCCGAGGCCAAAGCCGCUCUGGCGGAAGCUCAGCCGGCUUUGGACGGUGCCAAAGCUGCACUCGCAAACCUGGACAAGUCUGAUAUUACGGAAAUCAGAUCGUUCGCUACGCCCCCAGAACCCGUGCAAAUAAUCUGCGAAUGCGUGGCUAUUCUUCAAGGCGUCAAAGAAAUAUCUUGGAAGAGUGCCAAAGGUAUAAUGGCUGAUCCAAAUUUCCUGCGAACGCUCCAGGAGAUGAACGUCGAUGUGAUAACAUUGAAGCAGCAGCAGAUGGUCAGAGCUCAUCUCAAAAAGUCAAGCAAGAUGGAACAAAUGAAGACCAUAAGUACGGCUGGUUAUGGACUUUAUAAGUUUGUACUUGCCGUGCUGGAUUAUUGCUUAGUUUUCCGCGAGGUGAAACCAAAAAUGGACAGAUGCAAGGCUCUGGAAGAAGAAUCACUGGCGGCUAAAAAAGCCUUGGAAAGAGAGAUGCGUGAAUUGCAGAAAAUAGAAAAAACCCUUUUUGAUCUCAAUGAUAAAUACGAGACGGCCAUGUCGGAAAGACAGAGUUUGCAAGAGGAAACGGACUUGCUUCAAAGACGUUUGAUUGCAGCCGAUAAACUUAUUGGAGGAUUGUCGUCAGAAAACAAACGCUGGCAGAUCGAAUUGGUGGAUUUGAAAAAAGAGCUUGUCGAAAUAGUUGGAAAUUGUCUUUUAUCUGCCGGCUUUUUAGCCUAUACUGGACCUUUUACUUUUGAGUUCCGCUCAGAGAUGCUGUACAAUGAUUGGUUAAAAAGUGUCAUAGAGAAAGAAAUCCCACUGACACAACCGUUUAGAAUUGAAAAUCAGCUUAGCAAUGAUGUAGAAAUCAGCGGAUGGAAUUCGGAAGGAUUGCCACCAGAUGAGUUGUCGGUACAAAACGCCAUACUCACGGUUAGGGCAUCACGAUUUCCAUUGUGUAUCGAUCCUCAGCAGCAAGCUUUGAAAUGGAUCAAGAAGCGAGAGCAAGACUCGAAUUUGAAAAUUCUCACCUUUAGUGAUCCUGAUUUCAUCAAGCAAGUCGAAAUAGCUGUAAAAUAUGGCUUUACCAUUAUUUUCCAAGAUGUCGAUUUCGUCGAUCCUAUUCUGGAUAAUGUCAUCAUGAAGAAUAUUCAAACUGUUUCGGGCAGAAGCUUUGUUGUGUUGGCCGAUAAAGAAGUGGAUUAUGAUCCACGCUUUCGUCUUUAUCUCAUGACGAAACAUUCCAAUCCCAUCCUGAAUCCUGCAAUUUAUGCCAAAGCCACAGUUAUAAAUUAUAUGGUGACAAUAAGCGGUCUAGAGGAGCAAUUGCUUUCCGUGGUCGUACAAACCGAGCGACCCGACAUUGAGGAGCAGCGAGAAGCUCUUAUUAACGAGACGUCGGCUUUGAAAGCAUUACUCAAGGAGUUGGAGGACAGCUUGCUGCGCGAGAUCGCUGGAAAUAAGGGCAACAUGCUUGAUAACAUCGACCUAAUCGAGACCUUGGAAAACACUAAGACGAGUGCUUCGGAAGUGUUUGUUAAGCUGGACGAAGCUGCGAUAACAUCCAAACAGAUCGAUCGAUUGAGAGAAGAUUACAGACCAGCUUCCAAACGCGGGGCCAUUUUAUUCUUUGUGCUCGCAGACAUGGCCACGGUCAACUCCAUGUACCAGUACUCUUUAAACAGCUACCUGGAGGUGUUUGUGUUUUCGUUGAAGAAGGCUUUACCGCAUCCAACGAUAUCCAGACGCUUGAAAAACGUCAUCAGAACGUUGACGAAAAACGUUUACGUUUACGGCUGUACGGGAAUAUUUGAACGACACAAGUUGCUCUUUUCAUUUCAAAUUUGCACCCGCAUCGAGCAGGACAAUGAUCACUUAAAUCAAGCGCAGCUGAGUUUCUUCAUCAAAGGGAACGUGUCAUUGGAAAGAUCGGCCAAGGUCAAUCCCACUGAUGGAUGGUUGUCCGUAGCUGGCUGGGAGGAUGUAUUAAAGUUAGCGAGCACCUUUCCUGAAAAGUUUGAAAAUUUACCAGAAGAGUUAGAGAGCGAAGGAGACCAGUGGAAAGAGUGGUACAAUCUCGACGUUCCCGAAUCGGUACCAUUCCCCUGUAACUACAGUGCGAAAUUGACGGCCUUCGAAUCAUUGAUGCUGAUUCGAUGCUUCCGAAUCGAUCGAGUUUAUCGAGCAGUUACCAUCUACAUCAGUGCCACUAUGGGCGAAGAAUUCAUAACACCACCUGCGGUAGGCUUGGAUGCUAUUUAUGAGCAAAGCACGUCUACGAUGCCAGUGGUUUUUGUCCUUAGUCCUGGUUCAGAUCCCACAAAUGAUCUCAUCAAACUAGCUACAAGAUUAGGCUUUGGGGGACCUAGAUUUAGACAUUUGUCACUUGGUCAAGGCCAAGAGCAAUCGGCUAUCGACCUGUUGGAAAAUGCAGUCCAAAAUGGUCACUGGUUGAUGCUGCAAAAUUGUCACUUACUCUUGAGUUUCACAAGGGAACUAGAAAAGAGAUUAGAAAAUAUUGGUAAACCCAGCCCGACUUUUCGUUUAUGGUUGACAACUGACCCUAGUCCUAAUUUUCCAAUUGGCAUACUGCAACAGUCAUUAAAAGUUGUCACCGAACCUCCGAAUGGUUUGAAAUUAAAUUUAAAAAGCACAUACUUCAAAAUGGCUGAGCAAGUUUUAACCUGUUGUGAUCAUCCUUCAUAUAAACAUCUGAUCUAUGUGCUCGCAUUUUAUCAUGCAGUUGUUCAAGAAAGAAGAAAAUACGAUAAAAUCGGUUGGAAUGUCAACUAUGAUUUUAACGAGUCCGACUUCAAUGUUUGUACUUCUAUACUCGAUACAUAUCUAACGAAAAAUUUGACCUUCAAAGAAACUAGAAUACCUUGGAAAAGUCUCAAGUAUCUAAUUGGCGAAGUAAUGUAUGGUGGUCGCGUAAUUGACAAUUACGAUCGUCGAGUCUCCAAAGUCUACAUGGACGAAUACUUUGGGGACUUUUUGUUUGAUGCUUUUCAACCAUUCCAUUUUUAUCACGAUGAACAUGUUGACUACGUGUUACCACCGAUUGGCAAUAGGGCUUCUUACAUGGGUUUCAUCGAUGAGUUGCCUCUGGUUAAUUCACCAGAAGUUUUUGGAUUGCACCCGAAUGCUGAAAUCGGAUAUUUUACACAAGCUACCAAAGAAAUGUGGGCGCAUCUUAUAGAGUUGCAACCUCAAACUGCUGCUGAAGGUUCUGGCAUCAGUCGUGAUGAAUUUAUCGACAGUAUAGCUAAGGAAAUUUUGGAGAAACUUCCAGUUGAAUACGAUAUGGCUAAAAUUAAAAGAAAUUUUGGCCUAUCUGUAUCUCCAACAACUAUCGUGCUAUUUCAAGAACUCGAGCGAUUUAAUUUAUUAAUUAGAAAGAUGACUAUUACUUUGCAACAGUUAAGAAAGGCAAUAGCUGGUGAGAUAGGUAUGGACGUAGUUUUAGAGAAUAUAGCUAAUUCUCUUUAUAAUGGUACGCUACCAAAUGAAUGGGCGAGGUUAGCACCAGCAACGAAAAAAAACUUGUCGAGUUGGAUGGAGCAUUUUGAAAGAAGAAUCGCUCAAUACACUAGUUGGUCUGGUUGCAACGAGCCAAUGGUAAUGUGGUUAUCGGGUCUACAUAGCCCAGAGACAUAUUUGGCUGCAUUGGUGCAAGUGUCAUGUCGUAAGAAUAAUUGGCCAUUAGAUCGUUCAGUUAUUUACACGGCAGUUUCGCAAUAUAUCAAAGCUGAAGAAGUUGAAGAACGUCCUGAGGAGGGUUGUUACGUUGAAGGCUUAUAUUUAGAGGGAGCCCGUUGGGAUAUUAACGAAAAUUGUUUAAAACGAUCAAGACCGAAGAUUUUGAUCGAGGAACUGCCAAUUUUAAGUGUGAUACCAAUCGAAUCUCAUAGAUUGAAACUUUUAAAUACGAUAAAAACACCGGUUUAUACAACUUCAAAUCGGCGAAAUGCUAUGGGAGUUGGUUUGGUAUUUGAAGCUGAUCUGAGAACAAGAGAACAUACGUCACAUUGGAUUCUUCAAGGCGUUUGUCUCGUACUCAAUACAGAUUAA